Rhineura floridana is the source of this 3174-nucleotide messenger RNA. It is a transcript of the gene SMARCD1, whose product is annotated as SWI/SNF related, matrix associated, actin dependent regulator of chromatin, subfamily d, member 1. Gene Ontology annotation, cellular component: nucleus; SWI/SNF complex. Lineage: Eukaryota; Metazoa; Chordata; Lepidosauria; Squamata; Rhineuridae. The transcript has 13 exons. Bases 61 to 1599 code for a protein of 512 amino acids. Gene Ontology annotation, biological process: regulation of transcription by RNA polymerase II. The record is from RefSeq and is a predicted model, not a curated record.
CCGCCUCCCCACCCCACCCCACCCACCGCCCCGCCGCUUUGUACUGCUGAGGGAGGGAAGAUGGCGGCGCGGGCGGGUUUCCAGGCUGUAGCUCCGAGUGGCGGCGGCGGUGGAGCCGGCCCUGGGGCGGGAGCGCUGGGGCCAGGGACCGGUGGGCCUCCUGUACGGAUGGGCCCGGCCCCUGGGCAAGGAAUGUACCGCUCCCCUCUGCCCGGUGCUGCAUACCCGCGCCCUGGCAUGCUGCCUGGCAGCCGCAUGAACCCUCAGGGACCAGCCAUGGGACCUCCAGGCUAUGGUGGAAGCCCUUCAGUCCGACCAGGGAUGGCUCAGUCGGGAAUGGAUCAGUCUCGCAAAAGGCCAGCCCCUCAGCAGAUCCAGCAAGUUCAGCAACAAUCAGUUCAGAACCGUAAUCACAAUGCCAAGAAGAAGAAGAUGGCAGAUAAGAUUCUACCUCAGCGGAUCCGGGAGCUAGUACCAGAGUCUCAGGCAUACAUGGAUUUGUUGGCAUUUGAGAGGAAGCUGGACCAAACCAUAAUGAGGAAGCGGUUGGAUAUCCAGGAGGCCUUAAAGCGGCCCAUUAAGCAAAAGCGGAAGCUGCGCAUUUUUAUCUCAAACACAUUCAACCCAGCCAAGUCUGAUGCAGAGGAUGGAGAAGGCACUGUGGCUUCCUGGGAGCUCCGAGUGGAAGGACGUCUACUAGAAGAUUCUGCUCUUUCCAAGUAUGACGCUACCAAACAGAAGAGGAAGUUCUCCUCCUUCUUUAAGUCUCUGGUGAUUGAGCUGGACAAGGACCUCUAUGGCCCUGACAAUCACUUGGUGGAGUGGCAUAGAACUGCUACCACCCAGGAGACAGACGGUUUCCAAGUGAAAAGACCUGGAGAUGUGAAUGUACGCUGUACUGUCCUCCUAAUGUUGGAUUAUCAGCCUCCACAGUUCAAACUGGACCCACGUUUGGCUCGCCUCUUGGGGAUCCACACCCAGACCCGCCCAGUAAUUAUCCAGGCACUGUGGCAAUACAUCAAGACUCACAAGCUGCAGGACCCUCAUGAACGGGAGUAUGUCAUUUGUGACAAGUACCUCCAGCAGAUAUUUGAAUCUCAGCGAAUGAAGUUCUCAGAGAUCCCCCAGCGGCUGCAUGCGUUGCUUAUGCCUCCAGAGCCAAUCAUCAUCAAUCACGUCAUCAGUGUUGAUCCAAAUGACCAGAAGAAAACUGCCUGCUAUGAUAUUGACGUGGAAGUGGACGAUACUUUGAAAACUCAAAUGAAUUCUUUCCUGCUCUCCACAGCCAGUCAACAGGAGAUAGCUGCGCUGGACAACAAGAUCCAUGAGACCAUAGAAACUAUUAACCAGCUGAAAACCCAGCGAGAAUUCAUGCUGAGCUUUGCCAGAGACCCCCAAGGCUUCAUCAACGACUGGUUGCAAUCCCAGUGCCGGGACCUGAAGGCUAUGACUGAUGUUGUUGGGAACCCAGAAGAGGAGCGACGAGCUGAAUUUUACUUCCAACCAUGGGCUCAGGAGGCUGUGUGCAGAUACUUCUAUUCUAAGGUUCAGCAGAGACGGCAAGAGCUAGAGCAGGCUCUGGGAAUCCGUAACACAUAGACAGGCCUGCCUCUCUCAAGGCAGCAGGUCUUAUGGCUACCAAACACUGCAGGGACUCACUGCUCAGGCCUAUACAAUUCCCACUUCAUACAGAACCUACCAUUACUCUCCCACCAUCAUCUCUUUCUGCUGCUCCAAUCCCCUCCUCGAAGUGGGGGAUGAAAUCAGGCGCCAGGCCAAAGGUCUUGUAUUUCAGCCUGGCCUCCUUCCUUGAUUGUUGCCUUUUGAGCCUCAGGCUCUCCUGUCCUGGCUCUUAACUGAAGCUCUUCCGUGUUUGGGAUAGUUUCAGUUCAUAGCCCUGCAAGCUCAGGACCUCCUUGCCAGUCCCUAGGAACCCAUGCCCCCCCCGGGAAAAGCUAUGGGGCUGGACACCUCUUCAGCACAUCAGCUCUGGAUCUUGCCAAGUAGGGCACAGGGCCUGUUCAGUUUCCUGUAGGGUUUGAGGAGAGAGGCAAGAGGUGGGGCUGCAGCAAGUUUCACAUGCCUUCUGGCCUUUAGGGGUGAGGGACAUUUUGCAGAUUCAUCUAUUGUGAGAGCUUUCUCACCGAGAGCUACGAUGAGCAAAGUUGGCAAGUAGUCUGCAGGCUCACAACUUGUGUCUGUCUUGCUUCAUCUUGGGUUUUUUUUUGCUUUUAAUGGGAUGGCUGGUGAAGCUGCCAGAUACCAUCUUGGAUCUGCUCCUGGGCCACUGCAGUAAUCCCACAUCAUUGUCCUGGGGGCUUGGGGAGCAUCUCCACCCCAGCCCCUAAACUCCUCCCCCAAUUCUCUGGAUCCACAGAAGUUAGCAGAAGAACACCUUCCCAGUUACGGUUACUUUUCCUUUUGCCUUCCUCACCUGAUUGGCACAGAGCAGGUUUCUGGAGUAAAUUAUUGUGUGGGGAAUGGUGGAUAUGCAGGCAGGUGUUCUUGACCUGGGGGUGGGUUGUAGCAUAGAUGCUGAUCAGCAAAAAUAACUGCUCACUUAAUGUGUUUUUUGGUCUCAAGCACCUGCUGUUUUGUGGGAGGGGUGGGGGGGAGGGAGCUGCAUCUUUUGGCUUACUGCUGAUUUGGGACUGUAACACAGCUGGACAGGUCCCAGCUGCUUGUACUCUGACACUAGCUGCAAAAAUCAAGUUACUGACAAGCCCCUCUCCCUCUUCCAUCUCCUGGAAAGAGACUGCUAUGAAUUAAGGAGUCCAGGUGGCCCUAAACCCUUGUGUAUGCAUCCAUGUUAAGAGUGAGAGACUCUCCCCUUUUUGUCUCGUCUUUGCCAUAUGAAAGACCACCUCACCCCUAUUAUCUACCUACCUCCCCCACUACUGCCCCGCUUUGUGGUACCAAGGAAUAGAGCCCUGGUGCCCAUACGUAGCUGCCACAGGCUCUCAGGGCAAGUAUAGAUGAAGGAAGCUCAGAGACUGACUGGCUCGGCAAAGUGUAGCUGUUUUUAACCACUCCCUAUUACUAUGCUUUGUGUUUUGUGGCUCUUCUUUUUUUCUCCCCCCCCCCCCCCCCUUGGACCAAAUUUUUUUUGUACUGUAUCCUUUUAGAUGUCACCUCAUUUUAAUAAAAGCUGCCUCUAAAUGAAGGCUCUAUCCA